Molecule: messenger RNA, 1746 nt
Organism: Bemisia tabaci
Lineage: Eukaryota; Metazoa; Arthropoda; Insecta; Hemiptera; Aleyrodidae
Source: RefSeq, a predicted model, not a curated record
AUGCCACGGAAGAGAGAACGCACCACCACUAAGCGGACUUCUUAUACAGUGAAUGACUUGCGAGCUGCUGUGAAGAGAUGUCUAGAGGCUGGAGAGAACCCGCAUCGUGUUGCCACAGAAACAGGUAUCCCACGGGGAACUUUGAAAGACUUCAUAAAGAAGGUAAAAGCUUCCUCUUUUGAUGAAGUUAAUUUUAACCCAUGGGCUACAAACAUGGCUAUUUUUACUGCAAAUCCGGAACAAGAGCUCUAUGAAUACCUGAUUCAGGCAACGGAGAUUCAUUAUGGCCAAUCUAAUUUGGCUGCAAGAACUUUGGCCUGUGCCUAUGCGCUACGAAACAGCAUUAAAGUUCCGAAAAGCUGGAUCAAGAAUAAUGUCGCAGGCAAAGACUGGCUAUUUGCUUUCAUGAAAAGGCAUAAUUUGUCAUUCAGAGUGCCUGAAGGCACCAGCCUCAGUCGUGCAACUAGCUUUACCAAACCAACCGUAAACAAGUUUUUCGAUACGCUCUUAGAUUUAUUAAAUAAACAUUCAUUUGGUCCUGAGGACAUUUAUAACCUCGAUGAAACUGGUUGGGUGACAGUGCAAAAGCCGCAAAAGGUUAUAGCGGCAAACGGGAAGCGAACAGUUGCACAGAUGACGUCCGGUGAGCGAGGUGUUCUCGUGACAAUGGUUGCUGUAAUUUCUGCCGCUGGGAGAGCUGUUCCCCCUUUCCUCAUCUUCCCUCGAGUGAAGUAUCAAAAUCACAUGCUCACUGGUGCGCCCACAGGAUCGGAAGGAAGAGCGAACCCAUCUGGAUGGAUGGUGAGUCAUUUGUUCCCGGAUGUCAUACAGCAUUUCAUAAAGCACGAGCGCCCAUCCAAAGAAAAACCCAAACUCGUAAUCCUUGAUAACCACGAAUCUCAUUUAAGUUCAGAAGCAACAAAUAUUGCCCGGGACAAUGACAUUGUAUUACUAACUCUACCACCUCAUUGCAGCCAUAAGAUGCAACCCCUUGAUGUGGGUGUUUUUGGCCCUUUUAAGAGAUUUUUUAAUCAAGCCGCUGAUUUGUGGAUGAUAAACAAUCCUGCCAAGACUAUUACUAUUUAUGAUAUAGCAGCACUUGUUGGCACAGCUUUCCCGAAGGCUUUCACUCAUAGCAACAUCACCGCUGGUUUUCGUCGGUGUGGUAUUGCGCCGUUUAAUUCGGAUAUCUAUCGAGAUGAUGAAUUUUCAGGCUCCUUUGUUACUGAUCGCCCAGACCCGGGAGAAAACAGUGUACAUGAGUUACAACCAGGGGCUGACAUCCCUGGUGAACUUAAUCAGCCUCAGCCAGAUGCAGCAGGUUCUUCAGCAAAUAUUGAAAAUCAACCUCCGGCCUCAAAAGAAGUUGUCAUCAGUCAACCAAUCAAUGCCCCUGUUGGCACUUCAUUAACUUCAGCUGCUGUUGAUCCAAGUAGACCAAGGAAGAAAAAAGAGACCGAGAAAAGGAAAGCGAUGAAACUUUUAGAUUUGAAAAUUCCAAAGAAGUCGAAAAAUCCAAAUAAGCAGACUAAUUCAAGGAAGAGACUGUUCGUCGAAGAUUCUCCGUCUUCCAGCUCCUCACUAUCGGACAAUGAAUUUUCUGAGCACAACUCUGAUUCAUCAGUUGGUAUGGAUGAAUCCUUCGAAGAACAACCUGAUGAAAUAAUAUUGGGUGCUUACUGCCUUGUCAAAAUCUUCACCAAAGCAAAUACCGGCUUCCGUUACUACAGUGGAGCCCGUAUAUAA